Molecule: messenger RNA, 876 nt
Organism: Vicia villosa (hairy vetch)
Lineage: Eukaryota; Viridiplantae; Streptophyta; Magnoliopsida; Fabales; Fabaceae
Exons: 2
Coding region: 1-876 (291 amino acids)
Source: RefSeq, a predicted model, not a curated record
AUGUCGGUUUUAGUUGAUGGGAGCCCCACAAAGGAAUUUUUGGUUUCGCGUGGUUUGAGACAAGGCGAUCCUUUGUCCCCAUUUCUUUUUGUUUUGGUGGCGGAAGGAUUAGCGGGCCUUGUGAGAAAGUCCAUUGAUAUCGGUGAAUUUCAAAGCUUUGAUAUUAGAGGUUCUUGUAAAGUGGAGUUGCUACAAUUUGCGGACGAUACUUUGAUUGUGGGGGAUGGGAGUUGGAAGCAUGCAUGGGCGAUAAAAGCGGUUCUUCGGGCUUUUGAAGUGGUUUCGGGCUUAGGAAUUAAUUAUCACAAAAGCAAAUUGAUUGGUAUUAAUUUUAAUAGUUUUUUCUUGGAGGCGGCAUCUCAUUUGUUUUCAUGUAGGAGAGAAGAUAGCAACUUCUAUUUUCUUGGCAUUCCCAUCGGAUUCAAUCCUAGGAAGGAAUCCACUUGGAAUCCUCUUGUGCUCAAGAUGAAGAAGCGUUUGGAAGGAUGGACAAACCGCUUUUUGAAUUUGGGAGCUACAAAGGUUUUGUGUGUUGAUAAAAGCUCUAAUUUUUCUUCUACCUGUUCCUAUUGGUGGAAGGAUAUUUUAAAGAUUGGUGGUUGUUUUUUGUUGGAUCCCUUGGUUGAGAAUUGUAGGUUUACCAUUCAUGAUGGUUUUAAAACUCCUUUUUGGGAAGCUAAGUGGUUGGAUAAUAUGGUGUUGAAAGAGUUUUUUCCGGAUUUAUUUAAAGUUUCGUGUUUGAAAAAUGUUUCGGUGGCGGCUAUGGGAGGAUGGAGAGAGGGAAGAUGGAAUUGGAGUAAUCUUGGUAUUCUUAAUGUUAUCGUGGAGUGUAGCGGGUUAACGGAGAUUUUUUGUGCUUUAAAGGAUAGGUUGUAG